AACAUUGCUGGAGAGCAUCUGUUUAUUGAGCGAGAAAAUUUUGAAGUAAAUUUCAUUGUGGAAUUCAGUGUUGGAUAUGCGAAGAAUCGAGCUGUGCGGCAGAGUACCGGUGAAUAUUUGUGUUUCUGUGAUGCGGACGAUGUGAGUUUGCCGACAAGAAUUCACGUUCAAAUCGAUAGAAUUUCAUCGUGCUCUGAUCCAAAAAUGGCAUUCAUUGGAGCGUGUUUUCGACGAAUCCCAGAAGAAUCAACGCGACGCUUCACCAAAUGGGCUAAUUCGUUAACCGACUGUCAAUUAUAUACUCAAGUAUUUACUUCUCACGGACCUACACUCGUCGCACCAACAUGGUUGCUUUCGCGAUAUUUAUUCGAUUCGGUCGGUGGCUUCUAUGAGGAUCAAACCAACGGCUAUCCUGAAGAUUUAAUUGGUGCUAAAUUUAUCCGGGUGGAUGAAUGUGUGGUACUCUAUCGAUAUCAUACGGAAUGCACUUCAUUCGGUGUGUCCGAAGAAGUAAUUUGGCAAAUGAGGGUGCAAGCUUUUGAGGAGUUCGUACUCUUAAAAUGGAGCGCAUUCACAAUUUGGAGUGCUGGAAAACAAGGAAAACGUUUCUAUCGUUCACUGAAAGAGUGUAAUCGUCGGAAAGUUAUCGCAUUUUGUGAUGUUGAUUCGAAAAAGAUUGCGCGCGGUAUUUAUGAGCAUUUUGAUUCGUGUUCAAGGAGUAUCACAGCCAGAAUUCCUAUCAUCCCUCUCUGUGAAGCCAGAACGCCCGUAGCCAUUUGCGUGAAACUCGAUUUGACGCAUGGUGCAUUCGAGGCGUUACUUGAUGGAAUGCACUGGAUCGAAGGUAUCGAUUAUUACCAUCUCAGCUGA
Messenger RNA from Anisakis simplex (herring worm), 870 nucleotides. Lineage: Eukaryota; Metazoa; Nematoda; Chromadorea; Rhabditida; Anisakidae. The record is from the annotation of a GenBank genome assembly.